CGGCGAGAGCAUCGUGGGGUCGAAGAAAGAUGCGGAAUAUCCCUCCGCAUCUCCCUCCCUCCCUCUUUUCAUAAUUUAGAUUUUUGGGUUAUUUAAAAACGAUGCUCUCUCCCUCCCUCCCUGCCUCGUAUAGCCAUUCAUCCUACACAUACACAGAUAGAUGAUGAGGGUGAGAGGAAUCAUGGGCCAUCAUCAUGGUGGUUGGUGGACGGGCAUGGUCGUGUGGUUCGUAUGCGUGGCGGUGGUGGCGAGGGGAGAGCUGGAGAGGUUCGUGGAGGCGCCGAAGAACGAUGGGUCCGUCAGUUUCCUGGUGCUGGGGGAUUGGGGCCGCCGUGGUUCCUUCAACCAGUCCCUCGUCGCCCUUCAGAUGGGGAGGAUAGGGGAAAAGCUGGGGAUAGGAUUCGUGGUGUCGACGGGAGACAAUUUCUACGACAACGGGCUGACGAACGAGAACGACCCCAACUUCCAAGACUCCUUCUCCCGCAUCUACACUUGCCCCAGCCUCCGCAAACCCUGGUACACCGUUUUGGGGAACCACGACUACAGAGGUGAUGCCGAGGCUCAGCUCAGCUAUCUUCUCAGGAACAUCGACGACCGUUGGAUCUGCCUUCGCUCUUUCGUCGUCGAUGUCGAACUGGUCGAGCUAUUCUUCGUGGACACGACGCCAUUCGUGGACGAAUACUUCACGGAUCCGGACGGCCACACUUACGACUGGCGAGCCAUCGUCCCGUCCCGGAAGGCAUACAUCGACACUCUCCUUCACGAUCUAGGAGACGCGCUCGACAAAUCGAAGGCCGGAUGGAAGGUCGUGGUCGGACACCAUGCCAUCAGAAGCAUCGGACACCACGGAGACACAGAGGAACUGAUCCAUCACCUCCUCCCCGUCCUAAAGGAGAAGGGAGUGGACAUGUACAUGAACGGGCACGACCACUGCCUCGAACACAUAAGCGACGGAGACAGUCCCGUUCAGUUCCUGACGAGCGGGGCUGGGUCCAAGGCAUGGAGGGGGGACAUCAAAGAAGAAACCAAGUCGGAGGAGACAGUGAGGUUCUACCAUGACGGCCAGGGCUUCAUGUCUGCUCGUUUCACCCGCUCUGACGCCGAGAUUGUCUUCUACGAUGUCUUUGGAGAGGUAUUGCACCGAUGGGUCACUUCCAAGCCACUUCUUCAUUCCACCUUCUAAGAAACACACUCUAGUCUAGUCUUUGUUGUUGUACUACAGAGUGUCAUACACCGAGAGAGCUCUAUGAUUGAUAUAUAUAUACAUAUAUAUAUAUAUAUAUAUGCCCUUGUUCUUGUAGUGGUAGUGGCGAGUGAAUGUAUCACGUUUUGUCUAUGGGUUUAGGGUUUAUUGUCUGUCA
Tarenaya hassleriana is the source of this 1361-nucleotide messenger RNA. Its product is annotated as purple acid phosphatase 17. The record is from RefSeq and is a predicted model, not a curated record. Gene Ontology annotation, molecular function: ferrous iron binding; ferric iron binding; acid phosphatase activity. NCBI's taxonomy places the organism in Eukaryota, Viridiplantae, Streptophyta, Magnoliopsida, Brassicales, Cleomaceae. Bases 161 to 1183 code for a protein of 340 amino acids. The transcript is spliced from 4 exons.